AAGAAGCUUUUGCCCAAGCCGGCCUCACAUUGAAUGGAGGGCCAAGCAAUCCAGGGGAACCAGACCUACUAGUAGGCUGAGGCUGCCCACCAGAGGGGAUGUGAGGAAGGUUGGGGACGGUGAAGUGUGGGUACCUGCCCUGAGUGGGUGGACCGGUUGAAACAGGAAGCUCUAAGCCUGUUGAGUAUGGAGCUGGAGGGUCAAGAAGGAAGGGAGCCAGGAGAUUCCCAGGAGUCCACCAGGGCUGGAGCUCCCAGGGAAGCUGGUAGGGUGGAGGGGCCAGGAGUCCCAGAAGAUGUAGAUGUGGUGAGGGCCCCUGAGGAGGCAAGACAGGUGGAGGGGCCUGAAGUCGCCCCAGAUGUAGACAUGUUGAGGAUCCCCGAGGGGGCAAGUCAGAUGGAAAGACCUGGAGUCUCCAGGGAUGUGAACAUGGUGAGGGUCUCCAAGGAGGACCACUUGGAAAUCCAGGAGAGAGGAAGAAGAAUGGAGAUGCUGACAGUCCAGGAGGCAGAAAGUGGGGCGGAAUCUGGGCUGUCCGGAGAGAUCAACGAAUCGGUGGUCCCUAGGCACAAGUUGCUAGCAAGGCCUAGAGGGAAGUGGAGGAAUCGCCUGCGUGAAUUGGAGGAGCAAGAGGCCAGGGAGCAGGAUCAAGAAAGCUAUUCAGGCCAGCUUAGCAAGAACCAGGAGCAGUACUUAGAGCCCUACAUGGAGGGGACAGAGCAGCGCUAUCGCUCACGGAUAGUGAAACACAGGGACUUAACUUCCAGUCGCCACAGGAGUGUGGGCAAGUACGGCCUGGAGAGGAAGCCCAGCCUGAGAUACCGCCAGGAGUCUUUGGCUCGGUGCCGCUUUUCCCUUACUCCUCGCUCGUCCCUGGCUCACCGGGGGGCUGAAACUCCCCGGGUGUCCCAAGUGCCUCGGCCGUCCGUGAUGGGCCAGGUGCCCCUGGGUCUGGACUCAGAACCUUAUAGCAUCGCAGGGAGGAAGAGCUCCGGCGGGAUACUGCCGCCAGGGCUGGCAUACCGGCGGCCUACCAUCCGCUUCAGCGUCCACCCCAAGGCAUCUCGCCGCCUGUCGCAGCGGUCUGCCUCCCCCUGCCUCUCGCACAUCAGUGCCUUCAACGAGCUGGCAAAGAUGGGCGACCCGGACCUGCUGGAGAUGGUGGAGGAGGAAGGCUUAAGAUCCAAAGAAAAAGAGUAUGCUUUCCAAAGUCCUGAGGACCUGGACACCAGAGAGACCAGCUUCCUCAUCUCUAAAGGUCCACAGACAACGCCUGAGAAGCGAUUCAAUUUGUUCCUGAGGAGGCGUCUUAUGUUUCAAAGAAGUGAGCAAAGCAAAGACUCAAUCUUCUUCAGAGAUGGGAUUAGGCAGAUUGACUUUGUCCUUUCCUACGUGGAAGAUCCAAAGAAAGACUCGGAGAUAAAGGCAGAGAGAAGACGGGAAUUUCAGCUAAAUCUCAGGAAAACAGGUCUUGAGUUGGAAAUUGAAGACAAAAUGGACUCUGAAGAUGGAAAAACCUUUUUUGUGAAGAUCCACGCCCCAUGGGAGGUCCUAGUCACCUAUGCUGAAGUACUGGGAAUCAGGAUGCCUAUUAAGUGGAGUGACAACCGGCAGCCAAAGUACCCACCCCUGAGUUACAUGCUUGGGCCUGUGAAGCUCCCAGCCACUGUGAAGUAUCCUCACCGUGACUACUUCACUGCUCAGUUCAGCAGAUACCGUCAGGAUCUCUUCCUCAUCGAAGACGAGGCUACCUUCUUUCCAUCCUCGACGAGAAACAGAAUUGUUUACUAUAUUCUGUCCCGAUGCCCUUUUGGAGUAGAAGAGGGGAAGAAAAAGAUUGGGAUCGAAAGACUGCUGAACUCCAGCACGUACUUAUCUGCCUAUCCACUCCACGAUGGCCAGUAUUGGAAGCCAUCAAGUACUCCUACUCACAUCAAUGAGAGGUACAUCCUUCGCCAGAACUGGGCUCGGUUUUCUUACUUUUACAAGGAGCAACCUUUAGAUUUGAUUCGGAAUUAUUUUGGUGAAAAGAUUGGUAUCUAUUUUGUGUUUCUCGGGUACUACACAGAAAUGCUCUUGGUCGCAGCUCUGGUUGGCUUAGCCUGCUUCAUCUAUGGCUUGUUAUCCAUGGAAAAUAACCAAACUAGCACUGAAAUCUGCGACCCUAACAUCGGAGGUCGGAUGAUCAUGUGUCCACUUUGUGAUGAAUUGUGUGAUUACUGGAGACUGAACACCACAUGUUUGCAUUCAAAGUUCUCCCAUCUGUUUGAUAAUGAGUCAACCGUGUUCUUUGCCAUCUUCAUGGGGAUCUGGGUCACACUGUUUCUAGAGUUCUGGAAACAGCGACAAGCCAGGCUUGAGUAUGAGUGGGAUCUGGUAGACUUUGAAGAAGAACAUCAGCAGCUCCAGCUGAGGCCUGAGUUCGAAGCCAUGUGUAAACGAAAGAGGAUAAAUCCUGUGACGAAGGAGUUGGAGCCACACAUGCCUCUGUGCCAUCGCAUCCCAUGGUACUUUGUGUCAGGGACCACAGUGGUCUUCGGGAUGGCUCUCCUCCUCAGCAGCAUGGUGUCCAUCAUCGUAUAUCGCCUGUCAUUCUUCGCCACCUUUGCCACCUUCAUGGAAAGUGAAGCCACCCUGCAGAGCGUGAAGAGCUUCUUCACCCCCCAGAUGGCCACCUCUCUCUCCGGAUCAUGCCUGAACUGCAUUGUCAUUGUGAUCUUGAAUUUCUUUUAUGAGAGGAUAUCUGCCUGGAUUACAAAGAUGGAAAUUCCUCGAACUUACCAGGAGUAUGAGAGCAGUCUCACUCUGAAGAUGUUUCUCUUCCAGUUUGUGAAUUAUUACUCGGCUUGCUUUUAUGUGGCCUUCUUUAAAGGGAAGUUCAUGGGCUACCCUGGGAAGUACACAUAUAUGUUUAACGUAUGGAGAAGUGAAGAGUGUGAUCCUGCAGGCUGUCUGGUAGAGCUGACAACCCAGUUAACCAUCAUCAUGAUUGGAAAACAGGUUUUUGGAAAUAUCCAUGAAGCCUGUCAACCCCUGAUUUUUAAUUGGUGGAGACGUCGAAAAGCCCGAACCCACUCUGAGAAACUAUACAGUCGCUGGGAGCAAGAUAAUGACCUUCAGGUUUUCGGACAACUUGGGCUGUUCUAUGAGUACUUGGAAACAGUUAUUCAGUUCGGGUUUGUCACAUUGUUCGUGGCCUCUUUUCCCCUGGCCCCCCUGUUUGCUCUCAUGAACAACAUUGUAGAGAUCCGCGUGGAUGCCUGGAAGCUGACGACUCAGUAUAGGAGACCUGUCGCUGCGAAAGCUCACUCCAUAGGUGUCUGGCAGGACAUUCUCUAUGGAAUGGCCAUCCUUUCUGUUGCAACUAAUGCCUUCAUUGUUGCGUUCACAUCUGACAUCAUUCCACGGUUAGUUUACUUCUACGCCUACUCAUUGAAUUCCACGGAGCCCUUGAGUGGAUACGUCAACAACAGCUUGUCAGUGUUCCUGAUAGCUGACUUCCCCAACCACACAGCGCCAGUGGAGAAGAAAGGCUUCACCACUUGCAGGUACAGAGAUUACAGGUACCCUCCUGAUCAUGAGAACAAGUAUGCCCAUAACAUGCAGUUCUGGCAUGUCCUUGCUGCCAAGCUGAUCUUCAUCAUAGCAAUAGAACACGUCGUGUUUCUGUUAAAAUUUUUAUUGGCCUGGAUGAUACCGGAUGUUCCAAAAGAUGUCCUAGAGAAAAUCAAACGAGAAAAGUUAAUGACUGUCAAAAUUAUUCAUGACUUCGAGCUCAACAAGUUGAAAGAAAACUUGGAUAUUGAAUAUAAUAAUAUCAUUAAGCAUGACACAGUGGAAGAUGUCAGAUCACCCCCGGGGGGCAAAAUCCCCGUCUAAUCCACACACGAGGCAUGAAGCUCUGUGGCCUUCUCUGUUCACUGUUGCCUCUGGACUUGUGGCUGGAUGCUGGAAUUCAUGUAUCCAUUUGUUCUUCUUUCUUUCUUUUAUUUUUAACUCGGAGUCCUUAUGCCCUAUGAUAGAGGCAGGCAUCAGAAGAGAACACAGGUGGGCAUCAUCCACUGGGCUCUCCCAGGGUGUGACUCGUGGGGUCCUGUACACACUUGCAGGUGGUGCCUGUGGAUUCAGAAUCUGGAAAAUCAUGGAGUGUUGCUACUUAGAGUGAAACAGUGGCCUGGGGGAUGCUCUGUCACUUCCCAGGGCAACUGCACAUUUCUGCUGUCUUCUGUUGAGUGCCUUCUGUCUCCCUCACAACAAGAAAAGGGUUCAAAAAGAAAGCUAGAAAAGAGACCCACAUUUCAUAGAACAUCUGCCAUUGUAAAAUGCACACAUGUAGAGCCAAAAUCAGAAGAAGUCCUGAGAAAUCUCACCUAUUGACAAAUGGUGGGUAAAAAUCAUAGCAGGAGUAUGUGCUCUUGACAAUGUCAGAUCAAAGUUAGCUUCUGUCAGAAUCCCAGAUAGCCUUUCCUGGUAAAGGUAGAAUCAGUUUUUCCCUAAGACUAGAAGAAUUUUCAUAAAAUACUCUCAGAGGGCUUUUGAAGGUAGUGUUUCCUUCCAUUUUGUUGACUAGCUUCAACACCAUGGUGUCAGGUGACUACAGGUUUUCAAGUGAAGGUACUGUGCAAAGCCAAUGUGUCUUCUUAGGAGCUAAAGAAUGCAAGAUGGUACAUAGACAUUAACUUAUUCAAUGAUAAAGUGAAACUUUUAAAUUUCUCUGAAAUGCUGAUUUUUGCAUCAUGAAGCCUUUUUGACUCUAGCCAUUUGUAUAAGUUGGGCACAAACUGUUUACAAAAUGUGAUCUCUUCGCUCUGAAAAAAAAAAAAACCCUCCAAACCUUGUAAUAAGUUUGCAGUCUUUUCAUGGACUACAUCACACCUACAAUGUCCAGUGCCUUCUUUCUAUGCCUUUGACACAUGAAAAAUUGUCUAGGUGGUAAUUUGACAUGACAGAGUAUUUCAGAUGUCAACUUGUCUUAAAGUAAAUGUCAGUGUUCUGAGCACAGAGUUUAUCACCAAAAGAUCAUUGACCAAGUGAGAAGGUGAUAAUUAGGUGGAAAAAGUGUAUUUGUUGAAGUAUCCCUUCCACAUUUAGGCCUAUGUGGAUAUACAGCAAUUCUUGUCAUGGGUUCAGUUAAUACAAUAUCACAUAUGUGCCUGUAUAUAAGUUACCACUAGAGUGGGAGAUAUGGUCCAGCUAUAGAGCACUCAAAUCUUUGGGUUUAAAUUAGAAUUCAGCUACAAAGGAAUAUUUUUUAAAUCACAUACAUACAAAGAAACUUGAUCACAAGAUAUUAAAAGUAGUGUUCCCUUAACAAUAACAUGAUUUUCCAGCAUAGCUGAUAUUACAGUAUUAACUAACUACUGAUAGAUACUAAGUAUCUAGAACUAGGGAUUAUGGAUUCUAUAAAAAUAACAAAAGCAUUAUCACAUCACAUUAUUGGCAAUAUUGAUUUGUUACAUAGUAGGUAAAUGACAUGUUUGGGUCACUUGAAAUGAUUUCAUAAUUGAAAGAUACUUUCAUAAGUGGAGAUGGUCAGUUUAAGAAAACCAGUCUUUUUGAGCAUGACCAAGCCACAGCUGCGGUUCUUGUAGACUGUCAAAUCACACUGCAGGGCUUCGCAUGCACAACUCACAUCGCCUUCUUCGUGGGUGCUAAUUUUAAAAAAAGGGGGAGAGAUUAUAGUUUUUUGGAAAUGCACUUUAAUUUUGUGACUUCAAAGUAUUAUGGAGCUAGACUACAAGAUGAGGACAAAGCUGACUUACAAAGCUGUCCAUACACUGUAGGUUCAAAACCACCUCAAGCACUGAGUGUCUAAAGUAAUGGUAGAAAUGAGCAAAAUUGGAAUUUAUUUUACAGCAAGUGCUUCUUAUAAUUUAUCGGUGUCUUCGCUUCGUAUUUGCCUUGUAAUUUUCCACUGAUAACUUUCAUCCUGUUUGAUGUGUUACCCUGAGAUACUAGAGUCACUUUCUGGAAAGUCUGUUAGCCAAAAUCAGAUGGAGUUGGUUCAGGCAGAUUUACCUCCUUCCAUCAACACAUUGGUUGCUGUGAGAACAUUGAGCUAGAUGUAGCCGACCACCAGAUGUAUGUUCGUGUUUAGGAGUAUGGCUGUGGAUUUUUUGUUUUUCGUUUUUGUUUUUUAUUCUUCAGUCAAACAAGUGGUUUACUCUUUUCCACUGAUAUUCCAAGGAACAUCUGAGAUCUUAUGUGAAAAUAGAAUCUUCAAGUGCCAAAGCCCCAAAGCACACAACUUUUUCCAAAGGUCCUUUGCAAUUAUCAUCUCCAUUGUUUCUUUUCAGACAGGAAGCAAAAUCCUUGAAAUUACUAACUAACUUUAGACACACAAAGGGGACUGUCAUUAAAUGAAAGAUGUUUUAAUUUUGCACUAUUUCUGGACUUCUAGAUUUCUUUUUUUUUUUUUUUUUUUGUCAAGAGAAAGGAAAGAGUUGUUUCCUCUGGGUCUCGAAUGGGAUUCUUUGGAGUACAGUUGUGGGUAGGAAGAUGCAAAUCUUCUCAGUGACAGUCACUAAGGGUGAGAGAAUACAUCUGGAGAAAUUCCAGGUUAACAAUUAUUGUGUGUCACAAGAAAGCUUUUGCUUGCAAAGCGUGUUUGUAGGGUCAGGCACUGUGAACAACCAUUGACCCUGCUCUCCAAUGACAAUGACACUGGUCGUUCAAAAACAUAGCCUAUUGCUUUGGAAAAACCUCCCAUUGUUAUUAUGUAAUUGAAUGACACCAUGAAGGAAAACAUUGCAUUGCCAGGCUUUGGACUCUGCCACAAGGAAUCAAUAGAACUAUCGUGUUACUGUUCUUCGUGCAAUUUUAAUCUACUUUUCUGUGUAGUAAUUAAAGUAUGUCAGUUAUUUCAGCAUUAUGUAAAAAUUAAUGACAAUGUUUAAAAUGUAAUGUAUAGUAUGGCAUAAUCUGUGUGAGAUACAACUGCCCAUUCCUCUAAAUAUGUCAUUGGAUACAGGAUGCAGCUCUCCUGAUAUGAGAUGCUGUGUCUUGAAGUUAACUUAGAGUAUACAAGCUUGCUUUUUCAUCCCUCCAUCCCUCCCUUUCUCUCUCCCUCCAUCCCUCCCUCUCCCCUUCCCUCCUUCUUCUGUCUCUCCUUCCCUUUGUCCCUCUUUUCUUCCUUCCCUUUUCACUCCCUUAUUUCCUUCUCUUCUUUCUUAAAGGGAGUACACAGGUAUUUAGGAAAAAUUGUCUUUAUUAAUGAACCCAAACCUCAAAAGCCAAAUCACUCAGUGAUUAAAGUAAGUAAAUAAAUUCAAAUAUCUUGACACAAACAUUA
Peromyscus leucopus (white-footed mouse) is the source of this 7291-nucleotide messenger RNA. RefSeq names its product anoctamin 5 (gene Ano5). The transcript has 22 exons. Gene Ontology annotation, biological process: chloride transmembrane transport. Gene Ontology annotation, molecular function: chloride channel activity; protein dimerization activity. The coding region runs from base 187 to 3879 and encodes 1230 amino acids. The record is from RefSeq and is a predicted model, not a curated record. NCBI's taxonomy places the organism in Eukaryota, Metazoa, Chordata, Mammalia, Rodentia, Cricetidae. Gene Ontology annotation, cellular component: plasma membrane.